Messenger RNA from Mesorhabditis belari, 861 nucleotides. NCBI's taxonomy places the organism in Eukaryota, Metazoa, Nematoda, Chromadorea, Rhabditida, Rhabditidae. The record is from the annotation of a GenBank genome assembly.
AUGACCGGAAGCUAUGUGGACCGAGCGAAAACGGGAACCGGCUUCCAAUACCCGUGGCCUUUUCCCGUUGGAUCGCCGACUGUCGGAUACAAGAUUGCCAGCUAUGCCACGUUGACGUUUGUUCGAUCUCUCUCGAGACUCCUCUUUUUCGCCGGAAUCAACAAAUUGCAAGUGGACGAUCGAGAGAAAUUCGUCAAGGCGCUCGAAGAUCGAUCACGUCCACUCAUCACCAUGACGAAUCACCGAUGCAAUGUUGAUGACCCGUUGAUGUGGACGCUUUUGACGUGGCCCGAAUAUUUUCGAAACAUUGAUCGUCAACGAUACACCCUUGCCGCUCACAACAUUUGCUUCUCAAAACAAUGGCAUACCACAAUGUUCUCCUUGGGGAAUUGCGUGCCGUGUGUUCGCGGUGAAGGUGUCUUUCAGAAAGGAAUGGAUUUCUCAAUAGAUAAGUUAAACGAACGAGGAUGGGUGCACAUAUUUCCCGAAGGAAAAGUCACUGAGACGCCGCUUCGAGUAAAAUGGGGAGUUGGGAGAUUGGUGAUGGAGCCGAAAAAUGCGCCAAUCGUGCUACCGAUUUGGAUGAAAGGAAUGGAAACUAUUUGGCCAAAUCACCCUCCAUAUUAUCCAAGUUUUGGCAAAACGGUAAAAGUCACAAUAGGCGAUCCAUGGGAUACGACUGAAUUGAGGGAAACAUUGAACGAUUAUCGACCCGAAUGGAGUGAACAACAAAAACGAAAAUUGGCGACCGAUCAAGCGCAAGAGCUUUUAUUCCAAUUAGGAGAGAAAUGCGGAGAUCUUGAGCCUGGGUCAACUGCUCGUUUGCAUAAAGAACAUCAAAAACCAAUUGAACUUUUUAGA